GACGUGAACAUUGCACGCCUUUUGUGGAUUUUUAGAAUUCCUUCUUUCUUUCUGCCAUAUAUCUGUCUGUCUGUUUUGAAUUAUUUCUUGUCUGUAUUUCUUCUUCGUGUUUGUAGAAAGCUGAUGUUGUUACACAUGUAUUGUGUUUUUCAUGUUUCGUCAAGGAGGGAUGGAUGCUCCUUCCCCCAAAAAAGACAGAAAUGGAAAGCUGGAAGUUGGCAGUGAUUUUCAUCAGAGAAGUCUACAGUGAUUUGUAUAGGCUUUAUGGUAGAAAGUUUGCAAUGCUCUUUUUGAAAGAGACCUAUUGAAGAGGUAGAAAGUUAUACUCUGUUUGUUGUCCUGGAAGGAUUGGGGUCCUAGGUCCCAAAGGGCUCAGCGGGAAGAAUAGAAAAGAUGUUCAGUUUUAUUUUUACAUGCAUGAAAUCUGUGCUUCAUUGCAAUCAUCAAUUUACUCUUUUCUGUCUCAGGUUGUAGAUAAGGUGGUAGAAUUGAGUUGAAUUAGGCAGGUGUUUAGAAAGUUUCUUGGGAAUAGGAAUUAACUCACUCAAUGUUUAUGCAUAGAAAUGUAGCUGGGGUGGAUGUGGUUGCUGUCAGCUAUUCAGGUUUGCUACCUGAUCACCUCCUGAAGAUGUAGGAUAAGGACAGAAUCCAAGCCUAAAAGAAAAACAAAGAAUUGAAAGUUAUAGGGGUGGGCAGCUAAGAAAUAUAAAAGGCUGGUAGAAAUCGUUUUCUUAAGAAUGUGUUUAGAGUACAGAUAUUCAUUUUAAUUUUUGAUUUCUUUAAGUUUUUUGAUGUUUGAUUUUCUACCAGUAUGACACUCAGCCUCUCAAAACAAGAAGGACAUUCCCCAAAGUUGAAAUGAAUCUGUAUAAGAUUUCGUUCAAAUGCAGAAUAAAUUCAAAUGAUUCCUAACCCCUUCUCAUCUACUUUGGAGAUAGAAACUGCUAUGAUUGUUUUAAGUAAACAGAGAAGUGGAGAUGACAGGAAAUCAUUUUUCAUUUGUUAAAAAUCAGAAAACCUUUGACACACUUUAAGAUAAAUACACCUACUCCUUUGAUCCUCUGUGUAUUUAUUACCACAGGGCUUAAAUAUCUUAAUAAGAUUUUAGUUAAUGUCAUUUUCAUGAAAGACAGUCAUUUGGAAGCCAAGAGAUCUAUCUACGUUUUGUUCAAAUAGCCGAGUAAUCUACUAUCUUGGCAGUAAUUACUUCUGCUGCAUUUCUAAUGUGAAUUGCCUGUGAGAGCUUAUGAAUACACUCUUUUCAAGUGUAUGUGGGUUUUCAAGGUAUGUAUUUGUGUUUGAUCCUAUAUUUCCUUUGUUAUAACAUUCUCCUGCUUUUCAUCACUUUGACUGACAGAAUAUUUGUAAAUUUUCUGGAUGGUGAGUUUGGGUAUAUGCUUUGAGGAAUAUGCUUCCUCAUUACAAAAGAUAUGGAAACAUAAUUGAUUACUACAUUUGCUUAUCAAUAGUAUUUUGAUUUUGUUUAAAUGAAAUGUUUAAGAUAUGUGGAUUGCUAUGCAUUCAUGUUUUAAAUUUAUCCUCUCCAGGCAUGAUUUAUGCCAUUCAAUAAUUAAAAUAACUAAGUUACUUUAGAAAAAAUGCCUAUUAAACAGAGUACUUUGUUUAGAGGAAGUAUAUUUAAAGAAACUUAUACAGCUAAAGAAACUGACUUUCACCUCCUCAGUGACUUAAUUUCACUACAUGCUGAUUUGUCCUUUGCAGUAUUUAGCUCAGACCAAGACAGAAUUGUGUGUGCUAUUAGAUUUGCAAAUUGCUGAUCUCCCAGUGACUUUCCCUCUUAGAUCCCAGUUGAGUAUGGUUACCUUGAGAACUGUGGUAUUAGCCGUGUUAGAGCAUGCUCCACUGGGGAGUUCUGUGCAGUCUAUUUUUAAUGCUAUUUAAUGAAGGAGCGAGCGCCUCACUCAGCAAUAAAAGAAGCAUGAGGGAAGACAGAGCAGUGCAUGGUUAUGGAUACUGGACAAGGAUAUUUGGAAAGGUUGACGAUGUGUCACACUGUGUAAGGGAAUCGCAUGGAGAUGGGCAUUCCGAACUGUUAAUGGGGACAUGGGACUCCAGUUGUCUCUGAUCUCUUGUGUGGAUUUUCCUGGCGUAGAACGACAGAAGCCGCUAGUAAGUCGCCAAGACCUGCAGCAGGAAUUCUGCACCAAAGGGCAUAAAAUCUUGUUAUUUUAAUUUGCAUCUGGGAGAAUGUCUGAGCAAGGAGACCUGAAUCAGGCAAUAGCAGAGGAAGGAGGGACUGAGCAGGAGACAGCCACUCCAGAGAACGGCAUUGUUAAAUCAGAAAGUCUGGAUGAAGAGGAGAAACUGGAACUGCAGAGGCGGCUGGAGGCUCAGAAUCAAGAAAGAAGAAAAUCCAAGUCAGGAGCAGGAAAAGGUAAACUGACUCGCAGUCUUGCUGUCUGUGAGGAAUCUUCUGCCAGACCAGGAGGUGAAAGUCUUCAGGAUCAGGAAUCAAUUCAUUUACAGCUUUCCAGUUUUUCCAGCCUGCAAGAGGAGGAUAAAUCUAGGGAAGAUGACUCUGAAAGAGAAAAAGAAAAGGAUAAAAACAAAGAUAAAACCUCUGAAAAACCCAAGAUCAGAAUGUUAUCAAAAGAUUGCAGCCAAGAAUACACGGAUUCUACAGGCAUAGACUUACACGAGUUUCUGAUUAACACAUUAAAGAAUAAUUCCAGGGACAGGAUGAUACUUUUGAAAAUGGAGCAGGAAAUUAUUGAUUUCAUUGCUGACAACAAUAAUCAUUAUAAAAAGUUCCCUCAGAUGUCAUCAUAUCAGAGGAUGCUUGUCCAUCGAGUGGCAGCUUAUUUUGGAUUGGAUCACAAUGUGGAUCAAACAGGAAAAUCUGUUAUCAUCAACAAGACCAGCAGCACCAGAAUACCAGAGCAAAGGUUUUGUGAACAUUUAAAAGAUGAAAAAGGUGAAGAAUCCCAGAAGCGGUUUAUCUUGAAGCGAGAUAACUCUAGUAUUGAUAAAGAAGACAAUCAGCAAAACAGAAUGCAUCCAUUUAGAGAUGACAGACGAAGUAAAUCAAUUGAAGAGAGAGAAGAGGAAUAUCAGAGAGUGAGGGAGAGAAUAUUUGCACACGAUUCAGUUUGCUCCCAGGAAAGCCUUUUUGUGGAAAACAGUAGGCUCUUGGAAGACAGUAACAUAUGCAAUGAGACCUAUAAGAAAAGACAGCUCUUUCGGGGCAACAGAGAUGGCUCAGGGAGAACAUCUGGGAGUCGACAGAGCAGCUCAGAAAAUGAACUCAAGUGGUCUGACCACCAAAGGGCCUGGAGCAGCACAGACUCCGACAGUUCCAACCGCAAUCUAAAGCCCGCCAUGACCAAGACGGCGAGUUUUGGGGGCAUCACGGUGCUGACCAGGGGUGACAGCACUUCCAGUACUAGGAGUACCGGGAAGCUGUCCAAAGCAGGUAGUUCUGAGUCCUCCAGCAGUGCAGGCUCCUCAGGAUCGCUGUCCCGCACCCAUCCACCUCUCCAGAGCACACCCCUAGUCUCAGGCGUGGCAGCUGGCUCUCCAGGCUGUGUGCCUUAUCCAGAGAAUGGAAUAGGGGGCCAGGUUGCUCCCAGCAGCACCAGCUACAUCCUCCUUCCACUUGAAGCUGCAACAGGCAUCCCGCCUGGAAGCAUCCUUCUUAAUCCACACACAGGCCAGCCCUUUGUGAAUCCCGAUGGAACUCCUGCAAUAUACAACCCACCCACCAGUCAGCAGCCCCUGCGAAGCGCCAUGGUGGGGCAGUCCCAGCAGCAGCCGCCACAGCAGCAGCCCUCCCCGCAGCCCCAGCAGCAGGUCCAGCCACCGCAGCCACAGAUGGCAGGCCCUCUGGUCACUCAGUCUGUCCAGGGGCUGCAGGCUUCCUCCCAGUCAGUGCAAUAUCCAGCAGUCUCUUUUCCUCCCCAGCACCUCCUACCUGUGUCUCCAACGCAGCACUUUCCCAUGAGAGAUGAUGUGGCAACACAGUUUGGCCAGAUGACCCUGAGCCGACAGUCCUCUGGAGAGACUCCUGAACCCCCAUCAGGUCCUGUCUACCCGCCCUCCCUUAUGCCACAGCCGGCCCAGCAGCCCAGCUAUGUCAUCGCCUCUACAGGCCAGCAGCUUCCUACAGGAGGAUUCUCAGGCUCUGGCCCUCCCAUCUCCCAGCAGGUCCUCCAGCCCCCUCCCUCACCACAGGGAUUUGUGCAACAGCCUCCACCUGCACAGAUGCCUGUAUAUUAUUAUCCAUCUGGUCAGUACCCUACCUCAACCACGCAACAGUACCGGCCCAUGGCCCCGGUUCAGUACAAUGCUCAGAGGAGUCAGCAGAUGCCACAGGCAGCACAGCAAGCAGGUUACCAGCCAGUCUUGUCUGGUCAACAGGGAUUCCAAGGCCUAAUAGGAGUGCAGCAGCCACCUCAGAGUCAGAACGUGAUGAAUAACCAACAAGGAACUCCGGUGCAAAGCGUGAUGGUUUCCUACCCAACAAUGUCUUCUUAUCAGGUGCCAAUGACCCAGGGUUCUCAAGGACUGCCCCAGCAGUCAUACCAACAGCCAAUCAUGCUACCUAACCAGGCAGGUCAAGGGUCACUCCCAGCCACUGGAAUGCCUGUUUACUGUAAUGUCACACCGCCCACCCCUCAGAACAACCUUAGGCUGAUUGGCCCACACUGCCCCUCCAGCACUGUCCCAGUGAUGUCGGCUAGCUGCAGAACAAACUGUGCAAGUAUGAGCAAUGCCGGUUGGCAGGUCAAAUUCUGAGAGCUCUGGCUGUGGUACAUUUCUUCAGAUAUUUCUCAUGGCCUUUGAUGGAAGAGGAACAAGGUGGGAAAACUGGCUGAGGACUUAACUAUUCACUCAACACUCAAAUGAUUGCUGCUGGUAUUCUGUAAAAAAUAAACAAAGACUAAUAUACACGUUAGCUGGUUAAUGGUGCAUAUUUCUGUCAUGUCUGCUAGGUAUGCCUUUAUAGCUUAGCUAGUGACAUGAAUUCAUCAAGGUAAGAUUUUCUCCUACCACUGAAUACCACUGUGUAGAUUAUAAUAUCCCUAAUUUGGAUUAGUUUUGUACUUUGUGUUGAGUUUGUGAUGCUGAAAGUAUUUAAAAAUUAUAUACUAAAUCACAUUGUACCAAAGCUGUAAUGGAAAAGCAAAGAAGAAUUGAUGAAUUGAAGGAAUAAUUUAUAUACAUCAUAGAGUUUUCUUUUUUAAUGGAUAUAUACUGUAUUGUAGUGUUUAAUCAAAAUAAAACUAUUUGACCUUAUGGAGGAAGGUCAUGUUUUUACCACCA
Molecule: messenger RNA, 5283 nt
Organism: Symphalangus syndactylus (siamang)
Lineage: Eukaryota; Metazoa; Chordata; Mammalia; Primates; Hylobatidae
Gene: ARPP21
Product: cAMP regulated phosphoprotein 21
Cellular component (GO): cytoplasm
Molecular function (GO): nucleic acid binding
Source: RefSeq, a predicted model, not a curated record